AAGCUGCCCUGACGUCACCGUGUUGAAAUAUUUGUCUGUCGCUCAGCCGGUUUGGAGCUGUCAGAGAGCGCACACCCUCCGCUUCUUACUCGUGCGUGAUGACCAUGGAGACGUCCAGGAGUUUCACAGGAGGAUGUCAUUUCCAAACUCAGCGCGCAGAGAAGGACGCCUUUUCAAUUAAUGAACUGAGAAGAUGGAUUGUGUUAAUAUGCUCCGCGAUGAAGUGAUGGAAGUGAUGAUAACCAAACCACAAGGCGCAGAAGUUGCUUGUGUUUCUGCUUUGGAGACAGUGGACAGUUCAGCCACUUGAACGACUAAAAACAAUCAGAAAGGACGGAGCGAUACAAAAAAAUCUAUUAGAAAACCAUGCACUGUUCAUAUCAAUGGAGAGAUGGCAUGCGUCCUCCUCUUCAGUCGACUUCUUCCCUUCUCGCACCGGCUCACAAGAUCAUCCAUAUGCUUAUUAUCUCUUUUCCUUUCAUAUUUGUGCUACUGUGCACUAUAUCCUGCCGAUACCAUCAUGCAAAAGUCAGGUGAUCCGACGCCCAGCUGUCAGCGCGCCCUGGCCGAUGGAUCCGAAAGGCGCAUUCAGAAAUCUCUGUCUUGCAUUUUGCCGUUGGAUGUAAGACCGAGCAGUGUUGAGGCAUCUCGGCUGAAAUCCGACCAAAGACCUCCGUCGACUCUCCACAUCGUCAGGAACGACACGCCCAGUCCUCCCAUGAGCAAUUUAAAGUUUGGGAAUAAAAAGUUACCAAAUGCCAUCAUAGUUGGUGUGAAAAAAGGUGGAACCAGAGCUGUUCUGGAGUUCAUAAGAAUCCACCCCGACGUGCGAGCGGCUGGCACCGAAACACACUUCUUUGACAGGAACUACGAUAGGGGACUGGAGUGGUACAGAGGUUUAAUGCCAAGGACUCUUGAAAGCCAAAUCACGAUGGAGAAGACGCCAAGCUACUUUGUGACAAAAGAGACACCACACCGGAUCUCUGCAAUGUCCCGAGAUACUAAGCUCAUUGUGGUGGUGCGAGACCCCGUCACUCGUGCAAUAUCAGAUUACACCCAGACUUUAUCCAAAACUCCAGAUUUGCCGAGCUUCCAGGAGCUGGCCUUCAGAAACCAGAGCCUGGGUAUUGUGGACACAUCCUGGAACGCCAUUCGUAUCGGCCUGUACGUUCUGCACCUCGAAAACUGGCUUCGCUACUUCCCUCUGGCUCAGAUCCACUUUGUGAGCGGAGAGCGUCUUAUCACAGACCCAGCAGGGGAGUUGGCUCGAGUGCAAGACUUCCUUGGGUUAAAGCGCAUUGUCACAGACAAACACUUCUAUUUCAACCGCACCAAAGGCUUCCCCUGCCUUAAGAAGCCGGAGAGCAGCGGCUCACCCCGCUGCCUGGGCAAGUCCAAAGGCAGAACUCACGUGCAGAUAGACCGAGAUGCAAUAGAGCAACUGCGAGACUUCUAUAGACCGUACAAUGUCAGGUUUUAUGAAAUGGUUGGUCAUGAUUUCAAGUGGGAGUAGGGGUAUGAGACUUUUUUUUCAAAUGGUACAAGAAAUAUUUAUGUAUUACACAGAUGCUGUUGGUUUACAGUAAUAUGUCAUACCUAAGGUGUAUAGCUAACUAUAAACAGUCUCCAGACAAUUUCCAAGUGAAACAGGCUACAGCACAAGCAGUACUAUUCUUUGAAGUGACACUAAUGAACAGAGCAAAAUCUAAGAUGACAUUGCUUUUGUACUUGUAAUGAUGAGUUACCAGCGAGCAUCAUCGUCCUGUUUGUUGCUAGAAAUAGUCAUCACUUCAGCUUCAGGAUCACAUGAUUUCUGCUGCUGUUACUGUGUAUUAUUAUUGCUGUCUAGAUUCAUCAACUCCUGACUGGUUUAUUAAAAAAAAGAGAGAGAGAGAGAGAGAGAGAGAACUUCCAGGGAAAAGGAUUAGUUCCUCUUAAAACCUGCUUCACUAAUCAAGGCAGUGCCUGAAAGGAAGACCUUGGAAAAUGUCAGUGAAGUCUUCAGGGAGAGCGGAGUUAAGCUGCAGCACUGUGGUGAUAAAUCUGAAAUGUAAAGCCAUAACACAAGUAUGAACCACCUAAUGUCACUUACUGUCGGUCUUAUCGGUUUCUAUACGGGGUGAAAGGUUUUCUUUCUCAUUCUUUCCGGCAUAAAUCAGAUAAGUUAGUAUACGCUGUAACGUUCUGCACUUCACUUUGUUGUCUGUACUUCAUUUGAAUAAAACAAACAUGUUUAUAUUUUUGUUAAAGAAAAAAGUAUUUAAUCACUGCUUGUCCAUGAACUUCAUUAAAUGAA
This is a messenger RNA of Larimichthys crocea (large yellow croaker), 2296 nucleotides long. Its product is annotated as heparan sulfate glucosamine 3-O-sulfotransferase 2-like. The record is from RefSeq and is a predicted model, not a curated record. Lineage: Eukaryota; Metazoa; Chordata; Actinopteri; Sciaenidae. The transcript has 2 exons. Bases 392 to 1513 code for a protein of 373 amino acids. Gene Ontology annotation, molecular function: [heparan sulfate]-glucosamine 3-sulfotransferase activity.